Messenger RNA from Colletotrichum gloeosporioides, 603 nucleotides. RefSeq lists its product as uncharacterized. Lineage: Eukaryota; Fungi; Ascomycota; Sordariomycetes; Glomerellales; Glomerellaceae. The record is from RefSeq and is a predicted model, not a curated record. The transcript has a single exon. The annotation marks the transcript as partial.
AUAGAACUCGUGGGACUUGCCGUUGGGAUCGCGGGGCUUGUAGGUCCCUUCAGCACGUGCCUAGAGGUCGUCGAGAAGGCGAAUUCCUACACGAGCUUCAAGCACGACUCGCAUUCCCUAGCUGUACAGUUCCAAGCUGAAAAGCGCCGUUUUGAGCAAUGGGGUUCUGCCGUCGGCGUCAACAAGGGUAUAUUGUUAAGCGCCCACCAACCCGCUCUUGACGAUCCGCUAACGCUAUCGACAGCAGAAGACCUCUUGUCACUCGUUCAAAGGGUAUGCGCCGACGCCGACGAUACCGCUUCGGAAACCUUCCUGCUGAGCUAUGUAAAUCCUACCAAGAGGGAGCUCUCCGUGCCCAACCAUGUGCAACCUCGCGGGGGCGCCCCGUCGAAUUCAGGGAGGCGGAAGAUAGCAUGGUCGUUGAGGGGCAAGAUGCAACGCACAGCCCAAGUUGAACGGUUCGGCGUUAUGGUUUCCGCUGUACAUGGCGCAUCCGCAAGGGGCCAAGGCCCUGGACAUCUCCAAGGUUCGCAUACGAGUGGAUCCCCCAGCGAUACCCAGCAAGUUCAUUUAAUCGCAAUUGCUAGACGAUUCGAUCCAUAA